Acaulospora morrowiae is the source of this 2199-nucleotide messenger RNA. NCBI's taxonomy places the organism in Eukaryota, Fungi, Glomeromycota, Glomeromycetes, Diversisporales, Acaulosporaceae. The record is from the annotation of a GenBank genome assembly.
AUGAAUAUCAAGGUCAAGACACUCACUGGUAAAGAGAUUGAAAUUAAUAUUGAAGAGGCAGACACGGUAGGGAGAAUAAAAGAACGUGUAGAAGAAAAAGAAGGCAUUCCGCCUGCCCAACAACGUUUAAUUCACGGUGGAAAACAAUUGACCGACGAAAAAACUGUUCAAGAAUCUGGUAUAAAAGGUGGAGCAGUUCUUCAUCUUGUGUUGGCUCUUCGCGAUCUUCAAGCCUGCAUUGUUCGACUCAUUACUUUUACGUCUUUACUCGAAGUGAUGCUUAAGUCUUGUUUGAAGCUUGUCGGUUCGAUCUCGACCCCGUCCUCGAUUAGAGCUUUUCAUGCUUCACGAACACUCUCCAGGGUAAUUGCAACACAGCCUUUGAGAGCAAAGGAGUCGUCGGUUUCAGCAAAGUACCCAGUAAUUGAUCACACAUACGAUGCUAUCGUAGUGGGUGCUGGCGGUGCCGGUUUACGCGCUGCUUUUGGUCUUGCGGAGGCUGGUUUGAAUACUGCGUGUAUUACAAAAUUAUUUCCCACAAGAUCGCAUACGGUGGCUGCACAAGGUGGUAUCAAUGCAGCGCUAGGCAACAUGACUGAAGAUGAUUGGCGUUGGCAUAUGUAUGACACUGUCAAGGGUAGCGACUGGCUUGGAGAUCAAGAUGCAAUACAUUAUAUGUGUCGCGAGGCACCUAAUGCUGUCAUUGAACUUGAAAACUAUGGUGUUCCUUUCUCGCGAACUGAAGAGGGUAAAAUUUACCAAAGAGCUUUUGGUGGCCAGAGUUUAAAGUAUGGACAAGGCGGUCAGGCGUAUCGAUGCGCAGCGGUAGCCGAUCGCACUGGUCACUCGAUAUUACAUACAUUAUACGGUCGAUCUCUGAAACAUGAUACCAACUUUUUCAUUGAAUACUUUGCUCUUGAUCUUUUAAUGGAAGACGGCGUGUGUCGAGGUGUCAUAGCUAUAAAUAUGGAAGAUGGCACCUUACAUCGAUUUCGAUCUCACAAAACAGUGUUAGCCACUGGUGGUUAUGGGCGCACGUAUUUCUCAUGCACCAGUGCACAUACAUGUACAGGUGAUGGAAAUGCAAUGGUUGCCCGUGCCGGAUUGCCUUUACAAGAUAUGGAAUUCGUUCAAUUUCAUCCUACUGGAAUUUACGGAGCUGGUUGUCUUAUCACCGAAGGAUCCAGAGGAGAAGGUGGUUAUCUUCUCAAUUCCGAAGGUGAACGUUUUAUGGAACGGUAUGCUCCCACGGCAAAAGAUUUAGCGUCAAGAGAUGUCGUUUCACGUUCAAUGACAAUUGAAAUUCGCGAAGGUCGUGGAGUAGGUCCCGAACGUGAUCACAUAUACUUGCAACUUUCUCAUUUGCCUGCUGAAGUUCUACAUGAACGUUUGCCUGGUAUAUCCGAAACUGCUGCUAUCUUUGCUGGAGUUGACGUCACCAAAGAACCAAUUCCAGUACUGCCAACAGUUCACUAUAAUAUGGGUGGUAUACCAACGCGUUAUACGGGUGAAGUAAUAAUGGUUGACGAGAGUGGUAAUGACAAGGUUGUCCCUGGACUUUAUGCAGCUGGAGAAGCUGCUUGUGUAUCUGUCCACGGUGCUAACCGUCUUGGUGCCAAUUCUUUACUUGAUAUUGUCGUUUUUGGCCGAGCCUGUGCUCAUCAUAUUCGCGAUACCUUGGAACCGGGAACACCUCAUAAGGAGCUCCCUUCAGAUGCAGGAUCAAAGUCCAUUGCAAAUCUUGACAAACUUCGUAACGCUGAUGGUUCAAAAACUACUGCCGAUAUUCGACUAAAUAUGCAAAAGGCAAUGCAAAAAGAUGCCGCGGUCUUUCGAACAAAAGAAUCCUUGGAAAAUGGUGUUGUAAACAUCGAUUCAAUCUGGAAAACUUUCAAAGAUGUUAAAGUUUCUGAUCGUUCUAUGAUUUGGAAUUCUGACUUAAUCGAGACCUUGGAGCUUCAAAACCUUUUAACCAAUGCUGCUCAAACAAUGCAUUCUGCAGCAGCUCGUAAAGAAUCUCGUGGAGCCCACGCAAGAGAAGAUUACAAGGAACGUCUGGACGACGAAUGGAUGAAACAUACAUUAUCCUGGCAAGAUCAAGAAACAGGUCAGGUUAAGCUAAGCUAUAGAUCGGUGACUCAUAAGACUCUCGAUGAAAAAGAGUGUGCUAGCGUUCCUCCCAAGGCUAGAGUUUAUUAG